CUGGCGCGACAGCGGUUGCCGGUGGCCACGGAGUUGGAGGGAGGGAAGCACACGCAGUCUUGGACCGAGCGAGGUCGGAGCAUCGUCGUCCGCCCGCACGCUUGCGGUCGUCUUUUCGGCUCUCUAACGUUAACCCGAAAACUGGAUUGAAACACGCAAGCCGCUGGGAUGCCCGCGAGUAAAAACGUACAAGGAGGAAAAGCCUUCGGGUUGUUAAAAGAGCAACAAAGGCAAAAACUGGAGGAGGUGAACCAGGAAUUCCUGGAGGACCAGAAGUACCGUGAUGAAGAUGACCUCGCGGAGAAGCUGGAGGGUUUCAAAAAUAAAUAUGCUGAAUUUGACCUGAAUGACCAAGGCGAAAUCGAUCUGAUGGGCCUCAAGCGCAUGAUGGAGAAGCUGGGCGUGCCCAAGACCCACUUGGAGCUGAAGAAGAUGAUCGUGGAGGUGACGGGCGGCGCCAGCAGCAACAGCAUCGACUACAGAGACUUUGUCAAGAUGAUGCUGGGCAAACGCUCGGCCGUGCUCAAACUAGUCUUGCUGUUCGAGGACAAAGCCAACGGGGCGGCGCCCUGCAAGCCGGACGGCCCGCCUCCGAAGCGGGACAUCGCCAGCCUGCCUUAAGCCUGCCCCCCCCCCUAACCCGGCCCCAAUUCCGACCCCUCCCCUGCCCUCACAGGCUGCUUUCCAAUUUUCUUAACCCCCGGUGGACCACGGAUGGACGAAUGAGGGUAUUUUUUGUGAUGUACGGUGCGUGCGAGGUGGCUAUCGUCGUUAAACGAUGUUUGACUGUGAAUAUUAUUAUCCUUUAGGUAAAUGGUAGCAUUCGUAGUGUAUGUCUUUUUUUUCUCGUUUGUUUAAAUAGUGGCGUUUUGUGUAUGAAGGGAAAAUGCUUUUAUGUGUUAGCCAAGCACAAGCAGCUUUCUUCCUCCCGUUUCCACAGUAGCCUCGCAGGGAUUCCCGCCACGCCGACCUCAGGCCGCGUUUCAGAGAUUACAAGAUUACAAGCCACCCCCACUUCCUGCGGCGCUGCAACACUGAUCUGGAAUCAGUAACUCGUUUGUCAAGUCUGCGUUUUGGACUUUUGACUCACGCUUGCGCCCUAGUUUGAAGUCAAGUGCACGUGUAGGAGGACUGUGACCAAGUGGUACAAAUGUAUAAAGGCAACGAUAACAAGAGUACAAUCA
Hippocampus zosterae (dwarf seahorse) is the source of this 1184-nucleotide messenger RNA. RefSeq names its product allograft inflammatory factor 1-like (gene aif1l). The coding region runs from base 169 to 621 and encodes 150 amino acids. The transcript has 6 exons. NCBI's taxonomy places the organism in Eukaryota, Metazoa, Chordata, Actinopteri, Syngnathiformes, Syngnathidae. The record is from RefSeq and is a predicted model, not a curated record. Gene Ontology annotation, molecular function: actin filament binding; calcium ion binding. Gene Ontology annotation, cellular component: ruffle membrane; actin filament. Gene Ontology annotation, biological process: ruffle assembly; actin filament bundle assembly.